Messenger RNA from Asterias rubens (European starfish), 1607 nucleotides. RefSeq names its product hepatic lectin-like. NCBI's taxonomy places the organism in Eukaryota, Metazoa, Echinodermata, Asteroidea, Forcipulatida, Asteriidae. The transcript is spliced from 2 exons. Bases 8 to 259 code for a protein of 83 amino acids. The record is from RefSeq and is a predicted model, not a curated record.
CUCUGGCAUGACGUUGUGCAUGGAAUCUCGUUUGCGACUGCUAAAUGAUGAUGAUGACCAAGGCACGUGGGAGUGCAAGGACCUAGAUACUUACAUCGGCUACAGGAAUUGGGCUGAGAGUAACCCUGACAAUGGUGGCGGUAAUGAACGAUGUGUGGAGAUUUGGGGAGAAUCAGCCUUAUGGAAUGAUGCGGGAUGUCAUUGGGAACACCCGUCAGUCUGCAAGCAGUCUCUUACUAAGAUUGUUCAUUGGCGUUAACUUGCACACAGUCACACAAGUAAUGGGAGACCUUGGAACACGAGUUGGAAGCAGACUUAGCAGGUAAAUUUCCAUUUCCAAGUAAAUUUCCACAAAGCUGUUGUGUAUGCGCUGUAGCACCUUGUAAAUUCUUAUACGGUACUACUGUAAUUGAGUCUCAGAAUUCAUCACUGCAAUUAUCAGCUUUCUGAAAAUUUGUAUAGUUUUGAGCAUGUGUACAUGACCAAGAGUUGUGGUUUUUACCUGGAAAAUCUGCUGACACCUAGCGUGCUAAUCAUCCCUCACUGUUUUCAUUGUUUACCCUUUUCCAAAGCCAAGUAGUAAUUAUUUUCAUGCAUUAUAUGAAAAUACAUAAAAAGGGGAGCAAGUCACUCUCUUGUGAAAAAAAAUGACUAAUUACCGGGUAAUCUGACCCAACUCCUAUAACACUUUAGAUUUUAUUAUGUUUCAAUUUAUAUGUUUAGCUGUACUUGUUUACAAUUGCGUUCAUUAUAGUUAGUAACAACAUUGAAUUUUUUAAAGAGCGGAUGACAAACAACUGCCAAAGACAAGGAAUGAAACAUAAAAGGCAUAGUUUAAGUUUUGAACCAUUUGACUGUUUUAAUUUUAUAAUAUUUAGAUUAUGCACAAUAACAACUACAUCUAACAUGUUAAAAUUCCUGGGAUAUUAUGGACAAUCGGCAGCGUUUAUGAAGGAAGAAUGCAGAAAGUUUCAUGCAGAAACAGUUUCAGUUUGACAUUUUGUUACAUGUAUAUUAAGUAAGCUUUUAUGAUUAUUUUGUUUUAUACAAACAUUGACUGCUUCGAUUGCUAUGGUUAAACGACUCGCAAGGUGAUCCCCGGAGCGAUCUUUUGGAACGGUUCGAGGAUCACCGAGGGAAUCAGAGUUUUAACCGGAGCAUGAGCAAAAGCAGUCAAUAUUUGUUUUAUAACACCCCAACAGACUUUUUAUCCUCCUCGUACACGUAACGUUUCUAGGCGCGUUCCAGAUACACAGAUGCAUAACUGAUUGGUUUCAAGGUGGGUAAAAAGACGUUUGGGUACUGCAUGCCGUAUAAUAGUCGUCGGACUAUCAGCGAUCGAUGCACUAUCAUUGACACUAUCACACGGCCGCAUUUCUAGUAAAACUACAACAUAUCAUGUGACGCGCUCUAACCCAAUGAAAAGGCAGAGUGUUUGUAAGGGGUGUUAUAAUAGUAGUUACCAAAGGUAUACCCCCUUGUAGUUUAAGGAUACUGCAUAAAGUAUUGAUAUGGAAUUUCGUAUUGCGCUGUAAUAAAAGGCAGUGGACAGUAUUGGUAAUUACUCAAGACAAUGAAAGCAUAAAACCAUACUUGGUAAUGAGUAU